Spirometra erinaceieuropaei is the source of this 18314-nucleotide messenger RNA. NCBI's taxonomy places the organism in Eukaryota, Metazoa, Platyhelminthes, Cestoda, Diphyllobothriidea, Diphyllobothriidae. The record is from the annotation of a GenBank genome assembly.
AUGGCGUUGGUGUCAGACAACCAGGCCUUCAGGCUCCGCCUUAUUGCUGGCCCGCGCCUUUACCUACGUACUCGCAGAGUUAUAUUCGUGUCCCUCCUCCAGGGUGCUAGUAGCUACCUGAGUGGGUCGCCCCUCCGGACUGCCCGUUUGUGCUCCGUUAUUCACGAGCUAAACCGUCGUCCAGUCUGUCUUGUAGUCAGUCAAUCGCCGCCCAAAUUGCCACGGUAGGUAUCUGAGUCAAAAUAUGCUUUUUCGGUUGCGUUACCACGUCUAUUCGGCCGUUAUUGAUUACUCUGCCAACACGACUUGGCAGUAAAUUACGUUUUUUUGAUCAAACCGCGGCACAUACGUACUUAGGAAGAUUGAGAAAUGCCAAAGCAAUUUCAUGGUAUUCUAGAUAAAUGUACAGCGGGUCGCUGUCAACUAAGUGACGAUGAGGAGGCAGACCUCGUGGCGAAUUUGGACUACGGGAACGCACCUGUUCGAUAUACUACUGACAAUGCGAGUAGUAGCAAGAGCACCGGCCAAUCCAAAUACAAAGUGGCAGCCUGUGAAGAGUCUGUGGAGAACGUGAAGAAACACUAAAAUUUUUGCAGGCGAAAUGCUCUCGAGGAUUCAGAUAGCGUUCCUUAGCCGAUUUUGAAGUAUACACAGUCGAAACCUUCGAGACUUUCAGAAUAAAACAGGCUAACCUGACGCUGUGCUAAAUGACGCAUCUCGGACCCAGCCUGGAGCGUGAGUAAGGCGAAUCCAACCUUUAAAAUACGCUAGUAGGUUGGAAUCAGUAACAAGGCCUUCCCAAUACUGUUACACCAUCUAUCGCUUCAGAGUUGGUAAGUACCGCCGUUUGCUUAUCGUCGGUAUGAGGAGACACACUAUCAGCCUUUGGUCAAUCCCUAUAAAACUUCUGUUUACCUAUGGUGCGUAAAUCUACAGAUAAAAUCACUGAGCCGUCGAUCGCCAACACACUAUCGAAUCUGAACGACUGCUGGACUGCCGGCCUAACGCCAUGGGUAUGUAAAAUUUCCUGACACAGAAAGCAAAAACAACUCGUCUGUUACAGGAGGGAUGUGGAGAAAUUAAGAUUUAAUUACCUGUUGACUUUGUCACUUCCACAAAGAUAUUCAAUAGCGGAGACGGAAAAAAGCUGCGGGAAGUAAUGACGAAAUGCGUAUAGGUCAGAAGGUGGGUGUUGCUAGGCAGGUACACUUCGUAAUAACAAGCAGGGUCUCCUCAAGGGAAAUUAGUAGACCUCAAAAUCUUUUAUUGUGUUAGAUUAGGUUAAACAAUAUGACAUACAGACUCUAAUUCUCUUUAGCCCACCGUUCGAAUUGAUUUGGAAACCACAGUAACUGUUGAACCAAUGGAAGACUAUUUAACGGCCGAGGUACGCAGUCUUUCAUGAAUGCCUACAAGACCAGGUGCAGUAAUCGUUACUUUGCCGACGAUUACGCCCUGUACAAUAGAGCUGAAGAGGACAUGCAACGAAGCAUUCAGUACGGAGAAGAUGGCUGUCGUGAACCAACCGGAAGCAACCACAGACUUCGCCAAACGCUUGUUCACGUGUUCAUGCCUCUUUGGAUUAAUUCUUUUACCAGGAAAGUAACAUUUCACGGAUUAUCAGGACUGCGGAAGUUGCCGUUUUGGCCAUUUAAAGGUAGCCGCGCCCGCUCGCAGAAGCACAUAUCGACUGCCCCGGUUCUGAGGUUGCCUCCAAUGUGCAAGCAGAUUUAGCCUCGAUAGUACCGUCGCGUUAUGAACUUCAAUGAUGAGCGCAUGCGAACUGUCACUUUUAUGAUGACCGUCGGAUAGGUCAGGCAGGCAUAGUAAGUGAAGCAGAAAUUAUUAAAGCCAACCAGACGGGAUGUCAGGAGAAGCGGUGGGUACUUAAGACUGGACUAGCAGGAAUAAACGUCGCAAACACCAACCCCUUCCAACAUGUCCACAUUGUAACCGCGCAUUCAAGGCCCAUCCAAUCGGACUUUAUGGAUUUAUUGUAGUAACGGGGAUGCCCGCCAUAAAUUGAAACCUCUUAAAAAGACUUCACUGGAACGGCAAAAGACAGGCUUGUCUUGACAGUGAAUUCCAACUUCCUUUCUCGACGAACACAAUUAUGCACUGUUAGCAAUAGAGUAGUACGGUUUUUCCGUUGUUCUUCGACGGUAUACUCCUGACUUUAAAGCCCAUACAUCACUCACAGAAUGAAGUAAACGACGAACAUCCGACCCUUUCAGGUGCCAUAUAUUGUUCUGCAAACAUUUCCUGAGACAUGGAGCCUACCCCAAGAUUUCCAUCCGUAUUUGUAAAAACUUAUGGAUUAAAUGAUCCAUUUUACGUGUUGGGUUGGUAAUUGUUCCGUUUUUCCCAAGCUCGCCUAAUGUAAGGCGUAAAGCGCGAUACUAUGCUCGUCUCUCUUGAGUGACUACUGAGAUGAGCACACAUAUGCCAUACGGUUAUGAUUUCACAGGGAAAUGUUUGUUACAUGGUGCUUCUGGCGCCCUGUGACACCUUGACCCAUAAUCGUACAACAACUUAACGUCGCCUGACGCCAAAAUUGCAUGCGUUGGCCGUUAGCCCACUUCUAGGUGCGCGUGGGCCACAAUGCGUGCGCAGAUUUCUACAGCCACGCGCCUCUAGACGGGAUUAUCGCCGUAACGAUUUAUUGAUUUUCUGCUCGCCGGUGUUGGGUGGUAGUGAGGGUCAGAUUAUCACUCAUCCAUCCCAGCACAUCGAUUUUUAAGCAGUCUAAUGGCGUAGAUAUGAAUGAUGUUCAACAGGAUGAACAUUCUUCCUAAGCCACGCGACUGGCGUGGAUCACCUGGCCGGAGAAGUUCAUCCUGGGGCACGGGGGUUAGCCACGCAUAACAGUCGACGUCAUAUUAACGGCAAUCAGCUGAUGUCGUUACCUCCUACAGUCAGCUUCGGCCCGGGGAUGGAAGGCAGGGGAAUGGAGUAAGUAUACGUCUUUCGAUUCCUUCCCGUCAUUCACAUGAUGUAUGCGUUUAUGUGUUUAAGCUGGAACCUCAUUGUCUAAAACCUCUCUCUAGACAAGGUACAUUAAAAACACUUUUUCCUGUCAGGACUGAGGCCUUCAUCUUCCAGAUACUUUAAAGUUGAGCAUCAUUUGAGAUUUUGUUUCAGACUCUACUUUGUAUCGUUCCUCCAUAAUAUCAUGGGUGCUGGGGAAAAUGAGACUUUUGGUUAGUUCACUUCCUUUGCCUCUGCCUCGAUGUGGGUCUAAUGUAUUGGUCUAAGGUGCCAGCAGACGUCGGAGGUCAAAAUUGCUUUCCGAAGGAGGAUACUGUGAUCUUCAGCCAGUUUCUCGACCAGUUAGAGCCGAUUCUGCAAGGUUUCUUUCCGGUGGACGGAACAGAAAAGGCCAGAAACAGCGUUAUGCCAAUCUGCUCGCAUUUCCGGUGCUAGCGUCUCUACAGCUGAAUAGGUUGCCACUUUAAGCAAAAUAGGUAUGAAUAUGAAAGGCCAAGUUAAAUAUCUCAAUCGUCAGCCAAAACAUAGAAUUAAGGGGUUAAGGAAGUGAGGUCAGCAGUGGCGGCCGCAUGAAAGCAGUGCUCUACGGGAAGUUAAAAAUCGAGACAAGAAAAUUAAACUAAAAAAAGGGGUGUGGUGCGAGAAGUUCUGAAUUAAAGGGCCUGAAGGUCUGUCCAAUCAGACGUCGUCAGCCAGUCAGUAACAUAAGCAAAUCCUGUCUUCGUCAACCUGUAUGCUCGAAUAUAGGACUGCCGGAAGGAAGCGCAUCCAAAAGUCGGCAUUCUGUCGUGACUGCGAUAAUUUUAUAUCAUGCUGCAAGAUUACCAGUACCACAAGUCCAUCUAAGUAACCCGUCCUUCAUAAAAACGCACUUCGGACUUCCGGGUAACAUUUCAUGAGCCUUAUCACAUAGGGUUCGUGACCUAUCAGACGCUGAUAUGGAAAACGGGAGAAAUACAUGUUCUAGUAGCGGCAAGCACGAUCUUCAUGCUAAAAACAGGUCAACCAUCUUCCCUGGCCGUCGGCACGUAGGGGCUACUGUCAUUUGUUUCUAGGGAUUUGUAACGUUAGGUGAAAAACUUACCCACUAAAGUACGGUAAAGACACGCAGUCUUAUCAGCUUUUAGGGCGGCCUGUGGUUACGCAGAAAAAAUAAAUCAAAGUCCACACUUCUUGCCUUGUUGACUAUGUUCUACGCGUUUCGAUUUGAUCGACACGUUGCCGCCUCUGCCACAAAGCCGGAAGGUUGGAGUCUACAUAGGCGCUGCCCUGCUUUUGCUCUUCGAAUGGGACACACAAGAUUACUCUCUCGCUCUUGGAAUUUUCCUCUAACCUUGUCCGAAACACUUAGCAUACGUCCUUUAUACUAUGUGAAAACUUUCUUCGGCAAAGACUAGAGCACGGCCAUGGAAACGGAGAAGUUCCAGACAUACCCCGACAACAGUUUGCAAGCCUGGUUUCGACUGCGCCAGAUAAGUAAUGCAUGUAAAUUCAACCCGUCGAAUACCUUGCUCACCUAACGCUGCACUUUGUAUCUGAGACUAAUCCCGGGCGUUGCUCAUGAGCCGCUGAUGUUUCUGUUCAUCUACUGCCAGAUCCCAUCCGGCAAUCUGUGUUGGCACUAACUAAGUCUUGCGUGGUAGAAGCAUACUCCCUAGUGUGCCCUAAAAUUUAACUGCCAUCCGCAAACAUGGGCGAGUUUCUGGAAAUCGCCUCAGGCAGAUCACUGAACACUGACUCUUAGCGAAUGCUUUCAUGAGUUGCCAGCUCAGACAAUUCGGUCUCCUGUGCGCAUGAAAACUCACCAUCCCCUUAAUUGCGUUUUCAACUCAGGUAUUAACGUAAGGUCCUUUUUACAAUCGGUCAACUAUGUCGAAGACCUUGUUUAUAUCUAAAAAGAUUGUCCUGACAUCUUGCGUAACCGCCCAGUCAGCAGUUCAAGACUACUGCUGUGGAGAUGAGGAUGGCGAAAUAAACUUUUCCCUUAAGGAGAUCAUUCCUACCGGAAUUGACAGAUACAUGCUCCCCUAAAAAAAUAACCUAAAAGCUUCCGGUGUAUUUUCCCCUCGAUUUUUCACUCCCUAUCAGUGAGAUUGAUCUGACGGUAAUCUUCAACCGUCUACUGGGACUCUGGUGGAUAGGCAGCUGACUAGGUUUUGCCUCUAGCCAUCUGCAGCGUUAGUUAUUUUAGGGUUAACAUCUCUCAGGCCACAUGUUGGACGGUUAUGGUACGACCACGAACCUUUCAAAGGACUGUGUGCAGAGAGUCUGGUCUAUGCUUACCAUUCGGUAAGUGAUGAAGUAGUCAUCUUAUCACUUUCACCGUAGAUGUCGUUAAUCUUUUGGAUACCAGUUAUGCACUGGCGGUCGUUCUCGUGUCUACAGACGUAACCAAAGUACCUUUUUCAUUUAUUUCUUGUUCCACAUUUUGCUGUAUUUACAAAAAUUUCAUAAUGUCUCAGGCUCUGGAUAAAUCUGCCACAGGUGGCUACUCUUGGCAGUGUGACGUUGAAGUCUACACCUAAUCCAUGAGCAAGUACCCGUAGACUUUUGUGGGUACAUAAAUGCUAGCGGUAACCAAGUUCAUUUUGGUGAGAACCCCGGCAGCACCUACAUCAGAUUCUUGUCCUGAGGCUAAAAAUGAUCGGCGUAGUUGGGAAGGUAUAGUCCCUAGGUCCUCCAUGGGGAAGGGUAAAUAGAUUGGAACGCGCUUGUUAAACAUGAGCGGCCUGUGGAAGGAGUUUUUGUAAUAACGGGUACGGUCGCGUUAUCGUGUCUGCUCGGUGGGGAUCUGCCGCACUAGCUACUGUUUCCUUGCCAACUCGUAUAAACACCCAAUCAAGAUUGAAUGGGAUCUGGCUCGCGCGAACACAUGUGGGAAAGUUAAGGACCCGAUUCACUAAACCUGAUUGCAAAAACGACAAGUAGGUUUGCCUCAGAGGAAUUGUCAUCACCACCUCCGGUUGAAGCUUCUAGGUCGACCAAAAGAGCAUUGAAGUCCCCAUUUAUCUUUCAAAACCCACUAGACCCCUCUUAGAAGCCCGCUAUUCUACUUUUAAAUCCUAAGACAAAUUCAAAUGCUAGUCCUCACACCAAGGUGACUCGGAGCAUGUGCAGCUUGAACUUAGUUUAUUACAUACUGCCAAGGAAUUGAACUGUAUUGUGAUUUGGCGAUCGAAAGUCAUUGCUCUUUUGGCUUUUUACUCACCAUCGAUAUCAGUGUCGACGCAGUCUUUGACGCAACGAACUAGGGCAUUAAAACACUCCUAGGAAACGUGCUUUUUUCAUCCCGGCAAGUUCGAUUUGCACAACUACCAGGACCGAUUACCGCCUUUGAAAUAAUUCGUCGGAGUACAAUGGUCGAUAACUCGAAGGUUCCACAAUCAGUAAGCAGGGACGACAGUUAGAUAGACAAGCUUUACUGAGGCGAGAGAGUGUACACGCAGCUCAACAAGCUGUUUUAGCGGGCGUUCUCACCAGGCAAGUGUCAGUCAUCGAGACGUGUUGCCCCAACUGCGUGCAUGCUCCUGGGCAUCGCCUGCCCGCAGCCAAUCAGCGAAGGAUACAGCGCCGAUUGGCCUUGAAGUCUCGCCGCACUGCUGUCAAGUUUAGCGCGGCUCAAGCAAACGAUUGGCAGGGAGAGCAGAAUGGGAUGAGAAGCGGCGUGAGUAAACGGCCCCGCUGGUGACCACGGGGACGGACAGCCGCGAGUUUCCUACGCAGCACUUUUUUAAAAAUAUAAAAGUCACGAGGCACGAGAUAAGAUGAAUAGACUCGUACUCGAAUUAGCCUAUUUCAAAAUCAGUCAGGGAAUUUUUUCCCGAGUUCCGUCCUGUAUGUAGGUGCGACAUCAUGGAUCAGGAACCCGUCAAGCAGUCCUGUUUAUGAACGUCCCACAGCACAGUCAGACAGAGCUUUCGGCAGGGGCAAUUCACUUUGUCAAACGGACGUCAUGGCCUGAUUCUCUUCCGGGCGCCCACCAAGAUAUCUUGUUUUAGAGAACAAAAAACUGCUACCAUAACUUCUCCAGUCAGUUUUGACGCUCGAGUCUCUUCGGUGGAAGACCUGCAACCUCUAACCAUCCCGUGCCCUGGGAUUUUAAUAGGGGACUGUACACGUAUAAUUGCAACUUAUCAUCAAUGGUGAGUUGGAGAACGUAACGUCAUUGCCCUCAUAUAAGUUCCAGAAGAAUUUUCGGGCAAAAUCAACGCUGCGUCGUCUAUCACGUUCGGACAGGUCACGCGGGGAACGCAUCGACCAUCCUCCUUACCCAAACCAAGGGGACUGUGUUUGAUUCUUGAAGAUCUGGGCACUAAAGCCGAGUGGCGGUCGGUAGUUUUCAGGUCAUUUGUCUCUGCCGUCUCGACGGCGGUAACGUUUGGCUCAUCAGUCUUGAGACACAUACCUCUGGCGCGACGUCCAAAUGUCCGAUUCUAAAGUCCAAAAACCAGUGCACCGCAGUCCUCCGACCCGGAGCUUGAUGGUCGAUAAUGUUCUUCAACUUUUCGGGGCCUCUGGAAAUAGUCCCGUUUGGUCAAACGAAGGUCGGACACGGGAAUGCGGACUCCCCCUCCCCAUAUUACAGAUUGAUCUCGCCAAACUCCAGCGGGUAUCUAUUUCCGUGUCUCAACCUUAGUCCUAACUUUAACUUCCAUAACCAUGGCUCUGCCACCAACUUCCAUAACCCUAACUCUACUUGCCCCAGCCCUAACACUAAUCUUGAUUCGGAUCCUGACACCUGGAAUUUGGGGCGUGACCCCCGCACGACGGUGGUCCAUAUUCCCGUGCCGUACCCAAACAACUCAACAACAGGUCAACCACCUCGAAGAUCGCACGCUAACUCGACUCGCUGACAAGGGGAAUUUUUUUUCUAGUCCCCAUUUGAAAGAAAGCAGACAAGUCUUAAAACUCCAACUGAAAUAUCAGCUGCAGAACAAACACGUCGAAGUUCGUGCAGAAUAUUAAAAAAGUCGCGGAACUUCCAUAGCACCUUACAUAUUGCCGAAAUUAUUUGAUUUUAACUUUAUUUCUCUGAGAAUUCAACUGUCAACUUCUUUGCAAUAGUCUAAAAACACAAAGAGUAAGUUCAUUGCACUUACCUUUGCCACAACAGUCUCCUACCGCCACUGUACACUGUAACUGCCAGAAUUUAAUCACUUUCACACCGUUAAAAAGUAAUUUAAUAAUUUGUGAAAAUCCUCUUUACCCCAUAUGUUGAUGGUACCUCUCUACUUUACUGAAAUAUAGUUGGUGUAGCAUAUUCCUCGAUGUGAGUCCCAGGGAGGGCUACUUCUGCCCCUACUGGCAUCGUAAUUUGGUCAGAGCAGUUCGACAUUACUUGUUAGUCACAAAACCAUAAAGGUGUGGAUAUUACCCCCCACUUCGGUAUGUGCCCAAUGAUUAGUCAAAACUGUGACUGUCUACAAAAGACCAGGUUUGAGUCCCACGGACAGUGAAAAUGUCUUAUUGCCCCUUGAGAAAACCAAAAAUCUUCGGCGCUCUAAGAACCCUGCAUUCUGCGGUCUACACGGAAUUUUGUUGUCAGACCAAACACUGUUUCCGCAGGCUGUAUUGGCGUUUAGUAAGUCCAGCCAUCUCGGACAGACCAUGGUCCAUCGGACGUCGGGAAAUUUGACAAAGCUUUGCUUACCCGAACAGUGGUUACGAUGACUUUGCUGUAGUACUCAGAUUCAAAGGCGUAUGUCAUCAUCUGCUCCCCUCCCUGUACACUAAAUCGGGGUUCAACGAUAUUUCCGUAGGGCCGUGGAACAUUAUUUGAUCGUGGUCGGCUUUCCCCAAAUCGUAAUAUCACAACAUUUAUUGACCUCUCGUGGCCAAUCGAUCUGUCAGAUUGGUGUCCGGUCACGUCUGAUAUGUGACCGCAUAAUCGUCACACCCAAUGACUUGCUUCCUUAGAAGAUAGCGUUUUUUUGAACACCCUACUCUGCUAUUUUAGGCACGUCGGGUAAUCCCCAGCCAGGUUAACAAACAGAUCCCGCGCUUGUUUCUUUUUAAUUUCCUCAGAAAAAUCCGUUUGAACUAAGGUCUGUAGGCGCAGAACGAAAUUUGCUACGAAUACUUGAGCCGAGCUCUAUCAGCCGAGACCCUGUCUUCUCGGUCUGCAAGAAAUUUAGCCACAGAUUCACAAGUUUCAAAAUUUGGCCCCACAUAGUUAAGGGAAGCCUCUCACUAUAAGGGGUCCGUAAGGUUUCUUUAUGUAGUUGAGUCGAUCUAGUUUCACUAAGCAGGAGUGUUUUGUGUCCCUGGUCUUUUGAGGAAUAUCAUGUUUGACAGGCAUUGCCAGUAACAACUUCCCUAGCUGCUUCGACAAAAAUUGGUUUUGACUACUUUGCGUUAGACAUAUGCAGUUAUAUAGCAUCUGCUUGAAGCAACGGCCAAAGUAUUCUAAAUCCAAUCCUGCUGCGAAUCGGCAAAUGGUAAAAAAGGCUCACUAUUUAUUUGCUCUCUAAGUUGAUCUGGGGAGGAUUCCCCAUAACUGAAUAAAAAGAAAACCAACUGUGGCUUCCUGGUGUUUUGACGCACAACAUCAAAUAUGAUACUGUCCGUAAGCUCGUUUACCGGAUCCAGAUAGGAAUAGGAAUACACCCACUUCCUAAGUUUUGCCCUAAUUCGGGAUGUGUUACGUCUCUUUAGGCGUUGGAAAAUACGCACCCCCCAAACACUUUCUUUACAUGAUGUUCAAGCCUCGAGCUCCCGGAACGCGAGUUUAGUCUACUGAGAUAAGGGAGGCGUACGAAAUUAAGCGACCAAUCACAGAGCUGUUUGCAUCGCGUCUUUUUUGUAUUGAUCCUGAAGGAGGCCAAACAAAUCGAUAUAGCCUGUCCUCGUGCCCAGCCGGUUCAAUUUUAUCAGGCGAAAAUCCAGCCAGUAGAUUUAUCGAUCGAUUCACGUGCGAAUUCUCACGUUUCCAUUAACGCUCGCAAGACAUGGCCCAUUGUUCAUCGUUUUCGUAGUUGCUGAUGACGCGAGACCAAAAUGCACAGAUUAGAAACCAUUAAUGCGGGGCACGAGAUGCCUUUGUCUUUAAAGGAAAAAUCCUCAUUUGUAAACAUUCUUCUAAGUCAAGAACGUUCAAACUGACUUUUACGGCCUUUGAUAAAUGAAGAGGUAACAGUUUUCGAAGAAUAAAAGGGAAUCUCCGUAGUAAACAGAGUACAGUUAAGUGGGAGUUAGUAAAUUUUAAAAAUCACACAGGGCAACCUUUAGGUUGACUUCUUACAUAGUGGAGUUAACGGUCUCUGGUAGCCAGUGAAAGGCUUCAUAAGUAUUAACCAGUUUGUCUGGAGGGACGUCGAGAGUUAAACAAUAGGCAAUAGCAAAAAGGCAAUACUCCCACCUCAUUCAACAUUACUGAUUAUCUGAUACAACAGGAGAAUCAUAACUUACUGCUUAAUUUUACACUUAAUUGAGACUUGAUGGAAGUUCUAGUUUUACAGCGACUUUUUGGAUUCCUUUUGACUCUCUAGCACAGCUUGUUGAUUUUGAGUUUCAGUAAUAUAGGCAGACGUGAAUUUCUAACUUCAGUUCUUACUUCAGGAACGAUACCGCUUGCGUCCUCAGACCCAAAUCCGAAGAGGGCCCGCCGCACAAAGUCUACCCGCACUCCUCCUCAUUGAUUUCCUAUCACAGUUAUACCGGCGGUAGUGCCUCCUUCUUCGACUCCGCCUUUGAGGACUCUGGCGGACGAAGUGCCGUCGACAGUGAAACAGAGGCUGCCACUAGCAAACUUCUUGCUGACUCAGCCGAGGCGGGAUUCUUCAGUGAUUACUCACAGCAGAACAUUGCCCCUGCGGUGGCGGCCGCUGACCACGUCGACCUGCAACCCAAACCGGUGACUCCCAGACUGAGACUACCAAAUCCCUCCUUGUUGAACAGGGCUGUCAGGCAACCGUCCGCACAACUGCCUCUGAACGAGUUACAGGUGACGGGAGCAGCCUACUACCCCAGUUUCACCGAAAUGGGUGCCGGCAGCAGCGGUAGUGGUGUUGGUGCACCUCAAGCCUUCCUACCAUCAGGGGGCUACCCCAGUGCCUCCUUCCAACAGCAGCCCCUCGGAGGAGGAGGUACCAGUGGGUUCAGCCUGCCUGUCGCCUCGUCAAGUUUCGUGGUGGCUGCACCCCCCUCCACCGCUGAAUCACUAAUGCUGAUGCAUCCAAUGUCUGCUUUUUCGGAAGCCUCGACCGCUCUGCGUCUCAGAGAGGGCAGCCCGCAGACCUCGAAACUUCUGCCUAUUGACAGCUGCUUGGCAUUGACGUCGACCCCCAUCCAGCCGUCAAGGUCAUCAAAGCUGCGCAGGUCGGCCAAGCCGCUGAACCCCCUUGCCGUGCAGAUAAUGGAGGGGUGGUACACAGCACACCAAGACUACCCUUAUCCCAGUCAGAACGACAAACAGCUGUUGGCGAGGGCUGGCGAGAUUUCCACUCAGCAAGUGCGCUUCACCUUCUCCUCACUUAUGUUCCUUUCAUCUUGUAAUGUGCCCUUGGUGAGAAUUCCGACUGGGUCGCAUUGGAGUGAUUCGGGGGGAGGGCGUUUUGACCCGUUAGUCGGAUGCUGGCCGUUGAGUUGUUCUUCUGGCUUCUUCAUGAACGCCAUUUAGGACGUCGUUGUUGGCAGCUUUUACGAGCCCCAAAGUCGAUCCUACCCUUUUUUCCAGUAGGCAUCAUUUGUUUCAGGGGAAUUAUGCAUAUUUUUUAAGCAACCGCUAGUAAACUGAAGCCGUAAGUAGAUAGUAAAGAUGACGUGAUUCACCCUCACUGACCAACUGACGAUUCGACCGUCGAUUCCGACUAUGUCCACUGUGUGCCCCACAGCAGGAUGGGGGCAGGGACGGUGACUAGCACGUGAAUUAGUUUAAAAUGGUAACAGCAGCAUUUAUCGCACUCUCUUGCCUCAUCCUCUGAGCCAGGCGUCAUGACGAAAUCAACAGGACGGAGGAAUCGGGCGCAGGUGGCUGACGCGGCGUGAGACAGCACAUGGGCGUGCCACCACACCCCAUGUGUAGCAUUUGUUAUGGGUGCGCAUCCCCAAUAACGCCCGGUGUACCCUGGUCUGACCCCCGCGUUGGUACACCACAGCUGUCGUGUGGCCUGUUUUAGGAGCAGAAGCACUAGACGAGUUACGGUGGGUUAACUUCAUCGUUCUACGCACCAGUUGCUUUCGCUCCCGCCCCACUCAAUGGAUUCUCAUGUUGACCAGAGGGUGUGUCCUACGUUUUUGUAGGUUGAAAAAGUGAAUAAUUUAAAAAAACUUUACCUCCACCUAGCAUUUAUAAAGUGAGAGAAUGGCAGAACCUAGAGUUUCGCAGGUAACCUUCGAAGUGUGUUUUGCAGGGAAUAUUUUCUCUUUUCGCCGUCUGUGUGCAAACUGCACUUUUUCAUAGAGCAAGGUUUAUUCCAACGCUGAGUAUGAAAAGCAGACAGUCUCUCUGUUUCGUUAAGUAACAGGCUCACACUUAAGUCUCCUAGGCAGGCAAAAUAAGAAAAAUUAAUAAACGCAUAAAAUUUUGCCAAGUAAAGACGGGCCGUGUCUACGUUCUAACUGUGCGGUGGAUUCCCCGGUCUCCGUUAGUGAACGGCCCGAAAAAACCAUCUCAGUGUUCGCGUCUUGCUCCUCGACUAUGAUGCUGCAGAAUCAUACUUUCCCUGUGAUCGGUUGAAUGCACAGUCAGAUGGGACUAACUGUUCCAUGACAUCUAAAAAAACAAUCUGUAACUUGCCCUUUGAUAUUUUAUUUGUUGAAACAACCCAGGAUGUUUCGCCUAGUGCUAAGUAUGAAUAGUAAUACAGGCAAAUUUUGGUUUCUUCACUGAAUAUUCAGUGAACUCGGGAGGAUGCCGUCGGGACAGAACGUGUUAGGCCCCAGUCCAUUUGUUUUAAGUAAAAAAGUGGAAUUGACAAUUAAAAUUACUUUGUGCAAUCGCCCUAAAAUACCCAGACCAUAAUCGUAGAUAUUGACCUCAGGACAGAGCUCGGACCUCAGCCCUACUACUUCCUUACAAAGAAGGUGUCGUUCCAACCGUGAGCUUCAUUCAUCAUUUUAGCGAACGUUUAACUCUAGUCGCCAUCUUUAACUUAUUUCCAAACUUACUUUAGCAAAUCUAAGAAGACUUAUUCCACUCAAAGUGAAUAGGCCGACUGAUAUUCACCAUCCCUUGACUCUAACCGUGUUUGAACCAGAAUGUGACGCAGCAAUAACAUUAGUCUUAAAUUUCGAUCUUAACAGCGAGCGGAAUAACAGAACUCAAAACACGCUUUAGGGAGUUGGACGAGGGGAUUCUAGCCAAACUUGAUCCUGUCAGAGUCCGUACACAACUAUGUAGCCUACAUAACAGCAAAUCUACUGGUAUUGUGUAUGUUACGGACAUUUGUUUUAUCAUAAUUUAGCACCGGCAUUCACUAAAAACCCAAAGCUGGCUUUUGCUAAUGCAUGACUCAACUGCGGGGGGAUUAUGAUCAUCAGUCGGUUCGCAGCCUUUCCUGUAAGGCAUUAUUCGCAGAAAAACAUGUGAAACUACUAUUUCGCAUGCAAUCAGAAUUGGCUUUAAGCAAGUCCGUGAUGAAAAUCUUCUAAUAAUCGUGCGCAAGAAAAUGGCUACUGUCAGAUACUCUUUCUCGACACAUAUCUCGACAAUCCUGGCAUGUGGAUCAUAAGGCAUGCCAUUCGUAAUACCCAGUCAGGGGUGAUCGUAAACUGACCAUAGAUACGCUAUGCUGCCGCAGUGGUCAGUGGUCUUGAUUUCAACAUUUAACGAACUACAUUGAUCCCUCCUCGAUCUGGGAUGCGGCGUUCCAGAACCCUCCUCCCGUGAAAAGUGAAAAUAAACGAAUAAAAACCAUUCGCCUCCGUGGUCACUUUUUUGUAUUUUAAGUCUCUACUAACCCACCCACAUCCAUAUAAACAUUUCUCACACAGUUAUACAGCAUAAGCCCUUUAUAAUCUCCUAGAAAUUAGGUAAGAUUCGCUGAAAUUAUGUGUGUAAACACACUGUCUAUAUAGGACUCACAAGUAUACGUAUGGUAUAUCAUUGAGGAUUUGUCCCCUAAAACGGGCCGCAUAAUAGAUGAACUGGACUACCACGGGUGCUACAUCGGAUUCUGGCCGCCGUUAUGGGAAUGCACACACAUAGCAAAUUCCAACAUUCGGGGUGUAUUGGCAAACCCAGUUGCAGGCUCAUGCCGUACCAGUGGGGAUCUCUACCGCCCUCCCUCCCCCAUUUUUGCUAUUGUUGAACAUCUUGGUCGAGUGUUCUUGUGAUUCAGGGGCUGCGGCGGUACGCCUGCUGGCGGCUCCGGUCGUGCUAGCCACUUGCGUCUUCCCUCCACCUCCGGUCUUCUUGACUGUGUCUUGACAUCGGACCCAGGUGGGGAGUGGAAAAGAGUGCAGUAGAUGCUGCGAAGGUCUACGUUCACUACACAGUAAUUCACGGGGAAUUCGCCGUCCCUGCUCUCACCCUGCUGUGGAGCACACGGAAGGGGGGGGGGCAUCGUCGAAAUCGACGGCCUGACUGUCAUGUCAUCAAGUUGUUUUACUUGAUAAGUGAAAAACAGUCUUGGGACCUUGUAAUAAUACAUGUUCUAACAAAAAUAGUUUUAUAUUUACCGUAAUAUACAAAGUGACCUCAUUUUACUUACUUACUCAGUUAUACUAGAUGUGUUGUGAUUAUUCUGUUGAUAUGAGUAUCAUAGUUCUAAAAUAAGAACACUGCAAUCACGCAUUAUUUGCAUUCUGGUAAGGUUUACAUUUUCAGCUGAUUUCGGCUGACGACAUGGCCAAUUGUUGCCAGUUGUUGUUGACAUUAGAGGGAAUAGGUCGUUUUGGAGGCAUAAUGAUGGGCUUCACUAUGCACAAAAUGCCGCUCUCCUUCGCUGAGCCAAUCAGCGCCCAGGAUACUUAACCGUGUGCUCUGAUUGAGUAGGUUCUUAGACAUCCGCUGAUGGCAUCCCGUCUAUGAAAUCAACUGGGCAAACCAACUGAGGAGGACGCACCGGAAAUAGAAUGGCCAUCGUCCGCCGAAGUCUGCGAUGUGUACUUAGGUACGCUUGCAUAUAAAAUCCGCGAUAGAGUGAGGCCGCAAAAGUUAAAACGCAAUAUAGCGAGGGAUUAAUGUAAUUCUGAUAGGGGGUCGAUAGGACCUGUCGGGUUUGCCCCUGUCAAGGCCAACACAAUAAAACAAAUCGAGGGGAAGAUUUACCUACGUAGCCUCGAGUACUAAUUGGCUUUUCUCUCCACUAGACCGAGCUCGCUUGGGCAUUUCACCGUUUUCGUCCCACGUAUUUAUUGGUUCAGUUAUGAACCAGAUAUUCUUGUCUGCAUUCAGACUUCUCUAUUAUAAUUCAUUUUAAACUUUUGUCAAAUUAACUGAAAGAAGUGCGGAAAUGUUAAUACUUUCGGACAUUCAUGCGAAUUCUCAUUUAAAAUCAUAAUAAGAAACAAUCGGCAUGAGCAUUUGCCUUAAAUGAUAUUGAUUUUCCACGUCAGUGACUGCUUUCAAUUCUAUGCCGUCUUUUGGUCUUUUUAAGCCUCUUAUCUAGCAAGUCAGAAAAAAAGAAAACUGAGACCAUUUUUCCCAAUACACUCACCUGCUAUCCUUAAAGCACUAAUAUAGUUCAUGUUAGCAGUGUCCGUGUACAUAGGAGCCUUAAUGAGCUAAACGAUUAUUGAAACCUCUAUCAACGUUGUGAUUUCAGUCUACCUGACAAGAUCAUUUGAACAACAUUAGCGUUGUCGGAUUUUUUUCGAAAAGCUGCUGUACACAGUUUCCAUAACGUAAAGCAAUAAUUCGAAUUUGCAUUCAAAGAUUGACGAUUUUAAACUAUCACGUCUUUGCUAGGGUGUUCCAGAUAGCUCUAUAGGUCAAGCGAGGGUCAGCAUAUCAUUUCCUUAAUUAUUAAAUUCAUCUAGAAUAGCGAUUACUUUUACCUUGAGUGCACGCAGGGGCUAUAGUUAACAGUUAGACGCCCACACAGUGCCUAACAGAGUGGGCGCAAGACCGGUGAAUCGCGAAUUAGUUUGCAGUGAGGUAGACUUUCGAAGCAUCUGUCGCACUCACCCUCUGAUCUCUUACCUUGUGCCGAUGACAGAACAGUGUCAGGACGACUGGAAGGGGCGCUGACGGAGUGGUUGAUGAAAGUGAUCAGCUCAUCUGCGUGUGUCAUUGUUAAAACAUACUGUGGGUGGGCUGACUCAUGAAAUGUCAACCGAAAUUGCAAAAUGCGUUUUCGUUUCGAAAAGAUUAAUUAAGUAGGGCUGUAAAACUAAUGAUUGUGCAGCAUAAUUCAUUGAUUAUUCAGUUACCUCGGGAUUCCGGCCGUCGAACGAACGUCUUUCCGGUUGCAUGCAAAAAAACCGUGCUUUGUAAAAAUGGCUACUUAAGUAGCAUGCAUUUUCUCCUUGAUUUUCGAUGCCCUUAAAAAUUCAAUUAUAUUUCAUAGAAAACAUGCAUAAAAAUAUUCAUUCUCUCGCUCGUUGGCCAGAUAAUUACGUCUUCUUCUAAGUCUAUACUCAAAGGAGGGACAAAAAUCGAUUUUUAAAAAAAGUUUCUAAUUAUGGGACUUUUAAAUACUGUGAAAUGGCCGUUCAUAAAUUGUCAUGUCUCUGCAUUUACCAAUGAGGUUUGUAAAGUUAACAGUGCAGAUCAAAUCCACUGCUAAAUUUUAUGAACCCUAUAUGGUCCCCCUUUAUUAUCGUAUAGAAAUGUGUGGUUUUCCGUACUCGGAAAAUAUACGGCUUGUAGUUUGGAAACCCUGAAUCAAAGUGUAACGGUAGAGCGUGUUCAGAAUUAUUCGGUAAUUGGAAAAAUUUUUAAAAAGCGAAUUAUAUCCUUCCGUCGAGUAUAAGCUUUGAAGAAGACGUAAUUUUCUACUGAAUGAGCAAAAGAAUGAAUAUUUUUAUGCAUGUUUUCCAUGAAAUAUAACUUGACUUUUAGGGGCAUCGAAAAUCAAUGAGAAAAAAUCAUGCUAAUUAAGUUGUCAUUUUUACAGAGUGUAGUUUUUGCUUUCAGCCGGAAGGAAGUUCAUCCGAAAGCCGGCAUCCUGAGUAACUGAAAUAUUAUAGAAUUAUGUUGUAGGCUGACUAGUUUUACAAUCCUACUUAAUCAAUCUUUUCGAAACGAAAACGCAUUUCGGAAUUUCGGUUGACAUUUCAUGAGUUAACCCACCUACUGUACAUAGAUGACGUUAUGCUGGCAUCCUUAACACCCUCCCUCUGAUCGUUGAGAUUCCGCUGCUGGUUUCCACCAUUUCACUUUUUUGUAAUUGCUUCCCGCCUUCACACUGCUUGUUUUAACUAAAAAAGUUUCUAGUUCUUAAUCAGAAAGUACUUCGGCUUGUUUUUGACCCCUCGCUGAAGGCACCACAAAGCGCUCAACUUGUAUUUGUAUUUGGAGGGUUAGAGGCAGAGCCCUGGGUGACCCUAUUUACGUGCAGUAAUUUCGCAUAUUCGCACUCAAAAUAAAGUUACGAACAUUUAGAAUGUGUUCGUGUCACAACAGAACUGUAAUACUAAGAGAGCCCAGCUAUUCAGUGUGAGUCCGUGCUGAAAAAUUGUGUAGGACAAAGUGUUUUACAGAGCUGGCCGUGAGUAGUCAUGUUGUAAAAGUCUAUUUUUGUCGAAGAUUAAGCGAGCAAGUUUUUAUAGCAAACGAAUUGUGACAGUCGUCACCAUCUCACUUGGUCGCGAGUUCCAUGGUCGGACAACCCGUUGGCUGAAUGAGAACUUCCUACGGUCUAGUUGCAUGCGUUCGCUCUUGACUUGUAAAGAUGACCGCGUAAUUGGUUUGUACUGGCAAACUCAAAAAGUCCUCCGUUCUUAAUGAACAACCUUUGGUCGCAGACGAGCCGGAAUGUCCAGAGGAAAUAAACCAAGCACAUUCAGCCUCUCCUGGUACGAUAAAUGCUUUAGACCAUCGACCAUCUUUUUUGUUCUGCCUUGCACGUAUUCGAGUAGGCCAAUAUCCUUCUGCAGCCACGGGGAAGCUGCUGGCAUUCCAUAUUCCAGGUGGGGUUUUACAAAGACACUGAAAAGUCUUCGAAAGAGUUCGGGAGGAAAUAUUUUAAAUGCCCGCCCCAUCCUGGGAGUGCAUUAUUUUUUUCCUCUGCUGUGUUAUUCCCUGCUAGGUUUCGUCGUGGUUUGCCAAUCGCCGCAGCCGCAGACAAAAUACCCGGCCAAAACAAAAAAUUCGCAAAGUCCGCGAAAGCAUCCGGGCCGCCUGCAUGGAUAUUGAGCAGGCCUCAAACGGUCUCGUGAAAGCUGAGGAGAUUACCAUUCGCCUUCUCGCCCUUAUUGAUGAUUUCUAUCAGUCUAACUAA